AUGAACUUUGCAUUGUUUUAUACAUUCAGCGGCAUUCUUGUCGCUCUAUCGGUCGAAAUGAGGGACUUGUACUUAACCUGGGGAGAAGACGCCUUUGGCGAAACUAUUUACAUUACGUGCAACGUUAUAACUAUCAUUUUGGUUCUAAUGAAAAUCUUCGUCUUGUUAAUAUAUUACGAUGAGCUGCAAGACAUAAUUCAUUAUGCGAAAAGGAACUUUUGGCACCUGGAUUACGACUCGUACGAGCAAAUGAUUAUAAAUAAAUGUAAACGUACUUGCACCAUCUUCGUUUGCAUUUUCACUUUCUUCGCUGAGGGAACAGUUACCACUUAUAUAAUUAGACCACUUGUAGUAAACCACGGAAGGGAUGAAUCAGAUAGAAUACUUCCAUUUAACAUACGGCUUCCCGAUUAUCGUAUAUCAUUCACGCCGUAUUUUGAAAUAUUAUUCACGCUACAGGUCAUAUGUGCGCAUCUCGUUGGCGUGUGCUACCAUUGCUUCGACAAUAUACUAUGCAUCUUAAAUCUACACACCGCUGCUCAGUUCCGUAUCUUGCAAUAUAGACUUGCAAAUGUGUGCAACACAAACGAUCACAAAAAAUUCCACGAACGUUCGGGAAAAUCACGAUACAGCAUGUACAAAUAUGGAAUGUUUAAAGCUCACAUUCAACAGCAUCAAGCGCUGAUUGAAUUCUGUAGACAACUCGAAGACGUGUUCAGCUUGCUUGUACUUGGACAAGUGUCGCUGUUCAGUUUGUUAAUCUGCCUCGAUGGAUACUUGAUACUUAUG
This is a messenger RNA of Heterotrigona itama, 789 nucleotides long. NCBI's taxonomy places the organism in Eukaryota, Metazoa, Arthropoda, Insecta, Hymenoptera, Apidae. The record is from the annotation of a GenBank genome assembly.